GGGGAGGGGACCUGAGCAGAGAGGAGGGGAUGAGCGAGCGAGGGGAGGGGAGACCCGCCGCCUCCCUGCUCGCUGACUAGCUCCCUCCCGGGCUGCGGCGGCUGCAACAGCGGCGGCAAUAGCGGCGGCAGCGGCGGCCACGGGCACAGCCAGGAGAGCGGCGUCGAGGAUCGGCUGCUGUCACCACCACCACUCCACCCGCCCCGCAGAGCCCCCACGCCCCUUGGCAGAUGGCAGCCAAAGACUCGGAGGUCCCUGAGAUGAAGGGGGAACAGGAGGGCCCUCAGACCCAGGGGGAAGGGCCUGACCAUUCUGACACUGGAACUGGCCCUCUGCCUGGCCCAGCAGGGGCCCCAGCUGAAGCAGAGCCCCAGCAGCCAGGCCCAGACCCUCCUGGGGCCCCUGUGGACUCAGUGCCCAAGGCUGGGCCUGCUCCAGAAACCACAGAGACCCCAGCUGGGGCCCCCAAAAUAGCCCAGACCAGAGAUCUCAGCUCAAGCCCAGGCGGGGACUCAAAGGCUGACUCCAGCACCCAUGAAGCACCCCAAGAGCCAGCAUCCCAACCCCAAGUGAGCCAAGAGCCCACUACAGGCCAGAGCUCUGACCCCCAGCCUGCAGCCCCACAGCAGAGCCCCCAACCAGACCCCCAGCCCACCCUCAAGCCAUCCCUCCAGCCAGAGCUUCCCACCCAGGAGGAGCUGACUGAGAGUGGGGGGGAGAAGCAGGAGAAUGGGGCCGUGGUGCCCCUGCAGGCUGGUGAUGGGGAAGAGGGCCCAGCCCCCCAGCCACACUCCUCACCUUCCAUCAAAACCCCUCCGGCCAAUGGGGCACCCUCCCGGGUGCUUCAGCAGCUGGUGGAGGAGGACCGGAUAGGAAGGGCUCAUGCUCACGGUGGCCACCCCGGCUCUCCCCGAGGCAGCCUGAGCCGCCACCCCAGCUCCCAGCUGGUGGGGUCUGGGGUGGAGGGGGGCGAAGGCACCCAGAAACCACGGGACUACAUCGUCCUUGCCAUCCUGUCCUGCUUCUGCCCCAUGUGGCCUGUCAAUAUCGUGGCCUUCGCUUAUGCUGUCAUGUCCCGGAACAGCCUGCAGCAGGGGGAUGUGGAUGGGGCCCAGCGUUUGGGCCGAGUGGCCAAGCUCUUGAGCAUCGUGGCCCUGGUAGGGGGGGUUCUCAUCAUCAUCGCCUCCUGCGUCAUCAACUUGGGCGUGUAUAAGUGAAGGGCUCUGUCCUGCACUUGGAGACUUUUCUUCCUGUUGGGAUCUGCCUUGGGCCCAUCUUCCCCUGGGGGGAGCCCAGGCGGGGGGCCCAGGCCUGCACCCAUAGGGACCAAGGGAGCCUGAGCGGCCUUGUUUACAACUUCUUCCCUGCUCCUGCAUCCUGCCAGGCUCCUCCGCCAACCUGGAGGCCUCCCUUCUCCUUGCACUUCUGCCUGCAUCCCUCCAAGCCUCCUGGCCUCCCCUUCCCUGCACUUGUGGAAACCUCCCCAGCUCUCCUGCACUCCUUCCGACCAGAGGAAUCCCUGGGCGCCUCGGCUCCAUCCUCUCAUUUUCUUGGCAACUGCCCCCCAUCCCUCCCCUCCUUUUCCCUUUUCCCCUCCACACCCUCCUCCUCCUCCCUCUCCCCGCCACCUCAGCUCCCCUCAGCACCCUCUCCUCCAUCCAUCCAUCUCCAUUCAUUCUGCCGAAGCCCCAGCUCCCACAUCCGGCUGGGGCGGGGGUGGGAGGGGAUAUGCAGCCUGAGUGGGGAGGGGGCCUCCUAGGCCGGGGCUCCGACUGCUCUCUGCUGGGGCCACCUGGGCACUCAGUAACACGUGCGCGCACCUGGGAGAGGGGCGGAGGGGGCGCCGGGUUUGACCCGCCCCACCUGGGCCCCUACCAGCCGCAGCUGCUCGCUCCGCAAGGCGGGAACCUCCCCCCACCCCCCCGCCCCCAGUUAGGACCAAAGCCCCGCUGCGGGGCCGCUGCGGGGCCGGGACCGAGCUACGCUGCGGCUCGGGAGUUGGCGGAUUUUGUUUUCUUAAGGAAAAAGGGAAAGGGAGGACACUUAAGUCUUAAAAAAAAAAAUUCGGAACUGACUCUCCUUUUUGUAUGCCUGAUGCUGCAUGAGUCUGAAACACCAAUAAACGCAGACUGCAUGAGA
Erinaceus europaeus (western European hedgehog) is the source of this 2139-nucleotide messenger RNA. RefSeq names its product proline rich transmembrane protein 2 (gene PRRT2). The record is from RefSeq and is a predicted model, not a curated record. Gene Ontology annotation, cellular component: membrane. The transcript is spliced from 4 exons. NCBI's taxonomy places the organism in Eukaryota, Metazoa, Chordata, Mammalia, Eulipotyphla, Erinaceidae. The coding region runs from base 231 to 1217 and encodes 328 amino acids.